AGAACAUUCAGGCAGAGGCCCGUGUGCCAUCGAAGGCAAUUACAGAGACAGUAAAGUUCUUUUAUGCCAGGAAAAAUAAAAGGCUGGGUGUCUCACGAAAGUUGGGAACCUGAUUUCAAAAGCAUCAUGCAAAGAGGAAAUAAAAUCCAGCAUGGUUGACUGUUCUUCAGGAUAUAUUUGUCAAUGGAAUUUUUCCACAUGCCAUACUACCAACAUGAGAAAAAAAUGAUUACUGCUGAUUUAAAGCUAAAUGAAAUUUCAAAGGCCGGUUUUUCUCUUCUCAUUUUAGAAAAAAAUGAACAGGCGGAAUUGUUGGAUCUGUAAGACGUGCAGAGAUGAAUCGAAGAGGUCCCCUUCAAACCUUACUUUGGAGGAGAUGUUACAGUGGGCCCAGUCUUUUGAAAAGUUGAUGGCUACAAAAUAUGGUCCAGUAGUCUAUUCAGCAUACUUAAAAAUGGAGCACAGCGAUGAGAAUAUCAAAUUCUGGAUGGCAUGUGAAAGCUAUAAGAAAAUUGCUUCACGAAGGAGCAGAAUUUCUAAGGCAAAGAAGCUUUAUAAGAUUUACAUCCAGCCACAGUCUCCUAGAGAGAUCAACAUUGACAGCUCAACAAGAGAAAACAUCUGCAGGAAUAUUCAAGAACCCACUCAAACAUGUUUUGAAGAGGCUCAAAGAAUUGUGUAUAUGCACAUGGAGAGAGACUCCUACCCCCGAUUCCUAAAGUCGGAAAUGUACCAGAAACUUCUGAAGACUAUUCAGUCCAGCAGCAAUUCUUGA
Messenger RNA from Pteropus alecto (black flying fox), 775 nucleotides. It is a transcript of the gene RGS13, whose product is annotated as regulator of G protein signaling 13. The transcript is spliced from 7 exons. The coding region runs from base 296 to 775 and encodes 159 amino acids. NCBI's taxonomy places the organism in Eukaryota, Metazoa, Chordata, Mammalia, Chiroptera, Pteropodidae. The record is from RefSeq and is a predicted model, not a curated record.